AUGAGAAGGAUAAUCAUUGGCUCGACAUUUCUACUGCGUAGUAAACGGCAAAUUGAUGUCUUUACGAUCUUGCCUAUCUGGUUAUCACUUUUAGACCUUGAGGAUAAGGACCAAAGAAAAAGACUCUUUACCUUUAUAGUCAAGGACUUGACAAACUUUCACAGGCGUUUUAAGGAUCAGCAAACGAUAAAAUCCAUCAAGAAAUUGCUCUAUGACAAAAUCAUGCAUGGAAGUACUAACGUCAGGAUCCUCACCUGCUGUAUAGCUGUGGAACUCUAUAAGAGGAACAUUUGGAAGGACCCUGUCACCGCAAACAUCCUUGCAAACUGUGCCCUCUCAAAAGAUGCCAAACUUGUCAUGGCAGCCACUCACUUUCUCCUCGGUACCAAGAACCAUUACGAUGUGACAUUUGCUGCUGAGACCAAGGAAGAGAAUGUGGAUACGAGUACAAAGAUUGUCCAAGCAGCGUGUUUACAGAUUUAUUCUCCACAUGAUUUUGCGGAAAAGCUCUUGCAGAGAUGUAUGGAUGCAUCGUUUUCACACAAACUUACAAUGUUGAAUCUGAUCUCCAGGUUAAUCAGCACGCAUUCGCUCCUCCUGCCAAACUUUUACAUGUACCUGCUAAAGUACAUGAACCCAAAGCAAAAAUUGGUUACAAAAGUCCUCGCCAUAGCCGCUCAAGCUGUGCAUGUGGAAGUGCCUAUUGAUGUACUGGAGCCACUAGUCAGACAUCUCAUGCAAAACUUUGUCGCGGAAGAUAGAGGAGAUGAUGUCAUUACAGUUGGAAUUAAUGUGAUCCGUGAGAUUGCUGUGAGGUCUCCAAAGGUUCUGGACAAGGAUACAAUUGCUCAAGUCGCCGAAUUUAGGAGAUACAAGUCUAAAAAUGUCACAAUGGCCACAAAGGCGCUCAUUAACUUGUAUCGCACCGCAGCACCCGAACUGCUACAUCCUAAUCUAAGGGGAAGAGAAGCCGGCACCAAACUCUCCAAGGAAAAGAAGAGGAAACGUGAAGAAGGCGGUGCAGAGACAGAUGAUGAUACCUAUGAAGAGGAUCCAGAAGUUGAAGACGAGGAUGAUGAAAAGAAUGAAGACUAUGAAAGUGGUGAGGAAACAGAGGAAGAUGAUGCUAGUGACGAUGAGGAAGAAUUUGAACUCGAUGGCUACGAGUUAGAUGUCGAUGGAAAAGACACUAGUGAUGGCCAAGAGGAUGAAAAUGAGGGAAAGGAAAAUGAAAGUUCCAGCGAUGAAGAAUCUGACGCUCCUCUUGGCGUAAUCGACCCAAACAGUCUAAAGUUUGGAACAAAGGCUAAAUAUUCUGCAUCCGAAAAGAGGUCUCAGAGCAUUAAAAAUCGCAUGGAAAAGAAACUUGCACGAAAGGUGGCCAGGAGCUCGGCAGGAAAGAAACAGAGUACAACCAACAAGGUAAAGGCGCGUAAUAAACCGGCACUAAUGGCACUCCAAAGUAGACGAGUAAAGAAUAAACAGGCACAGAGUCUACAAGAUAAAAUGAUGACGCUGAAAAAACACAUUAAAGGUCUAAAGAAGGGAAAUGCUAAAAAGAAAAAGAGAAGAUUCUAG
Molecule: messenger RNA, 1578 nt
Organism: Theileria equi strain WA
Lineage: Eukaryota; Apicomplexa; Aconoidasida; Piroplasmida; Theileriidae
Exons: 3
Coding region: 1-1578 (525 amino acids)
Biological process (GO): ribosomal large subunit biogenesis; ribosomal large subunit export from nucleus
Cellular component (GO): nucleolus
Source: RefSeq, a predicted model, not a curated record